Porites lobata is the source of this 5341-nucleotide messenger RNA. The record is from the annotation of a GenBank genome assembly. NCBI's taxonomy places the organism in Eukaryota, Metazoa, Cnidaria, Anthozoa, Scleractinia, Poritidae.
AUGUUCUCGUCCAUACUUGCUCGUUCGACAAAGCGUGUCAUCCGUCGCGGUUUUCUCUGGGACAUUCAAGCUCUUAGUUGUGCGUUGAGAAAAACAUGUUGUAGCAAAGUAGCGAGUUCUGAUGAAGGACCUUUACGACUGUACAACUCCUAUCUGGAAAGGCAAGUACUUAAGCCAGAUGACUGUCAACUUCAAGUCGUCUAUCAGCUGCAAGGUUUAUACGAGCGACUCAAGGAUUAUGAUCCUCGACUACAACAGACAAGUAAGUCCGGUGUAUUGUUAAUAAAACGCUUUCGUAUACUCUGUCCCUUUGAACUGUAUCGAGCUGCAAAGGCCUUGUUUAACACACUGGGCAAUUUUAAGAUUUCCACAUUGCCCUUGCAUUUCUUAGCCCAUUCGCCCAUGGGAAUUUUGUCGAAAAACGCUAGUCGAGCGGUUGUCUAGUCACUCUCUGGCUAUAAAGAGCUUAAACUUACCACUAAGCUAUUUAAAGGUCGUGUACUUCGCGGCCUUCUGAUCCAGAUGCAAAAUAUUAGCAUACCUUAAUUUUUUUAUUUUGCUGGACAUUAGUAGGUUCAUUUUUCUUGGAAAAGUUUUAGGGAAAGCUUUUAGGAUCGUAGGAUUAGAUGAAAGGAAAGUUAAGUGGGUAGUGAAACAAGAUUUUUAUGGAAAUUUUCAGCCCAAUGUUACAUGUUUUCUGCCUUUCUUUCCGCUCUCCUCUACUGAAUUGUGCCCAUGCUGGGGUGGUUUGAAAGAUCUCUUCUCCCUGCACAAGUUAGUAUACAAAGUUGUUCUUGACUGUUAAAACUGAAGACAUCAAAAGCGUUAGAAGGGACAUGAAUCCGCAUGGGCACUCAUGGACAGUUCAGAGGUGAAUGGGUUAAGAAUUCAAAGGCAGCAAAUCAUAGUAUUUCACCCAAAUAAGUUAAAUUAAUAAGAAUCUAUUAGCUCAAACACGUAUGCGUCAUGCACUUAUCAGUGGCCAUCCGAGUGUGUUAACCCCGGGACCCUCUGGGCAUUUGUACAAUGAUGUUUACAAAUCCCCCCACCCAAGAACAAUAUUUCAGCACAAAAAGGCUACCAUGCCCUUCUCCGCUAGGUGCAUUACAAAUCCUGCAGGUCUUUCCCCUUCUACAAAAGUGCAAAGUGAUUCAAUUCUCCCAUCUUGGACUAAAAAUUAGUAGCAAAUGUCAACAAAUCCUACGUCAUGGCCAUAUUAUCUCCUGGGAUGGCUGCUGAUAAGUGUAUUAACCCAUUUCCUCCUUCUACUGGUGUACUUUAACUCAGACUAUUGUUUCUCCGAAAGUGUUUUAAAAUGAAGAUGUUCGGAACAUCUGAAGAACUUGUGUCUCUCUUCUGCUAUCAAAAUGGAUUACAAAUUGACAGGAAUACACCAAACUAAAUUUUUCUGUGCAUAAGGUGCUAAAAUUAUACAUAUUUUAUCCAUAUUAUUCCCCUGAAGGAGCUUACUACAGUGUUUUUUUUUUUGCAUGAUUAUGCAGAUGACAUGUGCUUGAAAUGUGUGAAAAAGCUUCUCCCAAUGAAAUUUAUGAUUACUGAUCACUUUCUUAUCACAAAAAAAACAUUUUUUUGUCUUCAGAUUCACAACCACAGGAAGCACCUCAGGGACUCUAUCUCCACGGAGGAGUGGGAAGUGGAAAAACCAUGUUAAUGGACAUCUUUUAUGACAGUAUUCCUGUCUUAAACAAGAAGCGUGUCCAUUUUUAUUCCUUCAUGCUGCAGCUGUAUUCACUUAUGAAUCGCUGGAACCUUUGCUGUCCAAAUUAUGAGGUGACAUUCGAUGUAACCCCAGUAGAAGCUGUUGCAUCUGAGCUAGCUGGCGAGGCAUGGUUGCUCUGUUUUGACGAAAUGCAACUGGCUGACUUUGGUUCUACUCGUCUCCUGGAAGGCGUCUUUCGAACAAUGUUGGAAAAGGGGACAGUGAUUGUUACAACAUCUAACAGGUAUUGUAAGAUUACAUAGUCGUCUUAGUCAUUUCACUUCAAAGAAGGCAAAGUCUUCAAAUUCAAGAAAAAUCUAUCACUUUCUUCUCGUAAAAUACACCAAAACAAAGUACAGAUGAAAAGGUUACAUUUAAAAAGUUACAUGUACUACAAGAUUUCAUUCAUUCCAAGAAUAUAAAGUAAUAGAGACCCGAAAUGUAAAGUCACAUUAAUAAAUUGACAACAAUUUUCCCUGGUCAGUACUUUUAUGGACCAUAGAAAUGACAUCAAAAUUUCAAUACUCAAGUGAAACCACGACCAACGAGCAAGUGGUUUCACUGCAAUGUUUGUGGGUUUGGUAGACAUCUUUGUUGAAAACAGCAAGGUGAAAAAUGCCCCCUUGCCAAAAAAAAUAAUCAAUAUGUUAGUGUAAAUAAUUGAUGCUGAGGUUUUAGCGGUAUUAUCCUGAUGGCUCUGUGCCAUUCUCUACAAAUUUGUCUUCGGUCAUAACCGAAGUGAAAGGUUUAGUUAUUGAGUUUUUAAGCUCAUUCCUUCAUCUAUAGGAUCAGAUAUGUAUGUCAACUUGUAUACCUCUAGCUUAGGGCUUUUCCUUCCUGCCGAUUGUCCAAAAGACUAUCUGGCUCUUCUGAAGGUCUGUUUAGUUCGUGCAAACGGCUAUUCUUUUCAGGAUGGUGAAUCUGAUUUUAAUGCAAUUUCAUCUCAGCGUGCUGACAGAUGCAACUUCCAAGCCCAUUCGUUUGUGUACAUAUUGUCACAGGGCUAUUCUUUAAGGAUCGUAAAGCUGGUUUUAAUGCGAUUUUCAUCUCAGACUGGUUGCUGGCAAAUGUCCGUUAGUUCAUCUACAUGCUGAUUAGCACAUCUUUCACAUUCAUUUUCCGAGCUUAAAAUUCACCAUCUUUCGAAAUUUCAUACAAUACCCUCUGGAAAUGCUGAUCGUAGCAGUUUGCAGGACACAUGUAAAACAUUUGGCCUAGUGUAUAGCGUUGCUUUCCGCGAGACUCUCUUUAGCUCAGUGAGCAGAGGGCCUUCUUGGUGUUGGAAAUGUCAUAUAGGUUUAAAUCCUGUCGGAGACUCAAGCCCUUUUUUUUGUCCCACGCUCGUGUAAUGCUGAUUAUCACACCCCUCAUGCUCAUUUCCCGAGCUUAAAAUUCACCAUCUUUCUCGAGUUUAAACACUGAUUGUUUUUAAAAAUCGUGGUUUCCAGAUCCCCCUUUGAACUUGGCACGUCAUCUUUUGGACGUGAGGAAGAGGCAUUGGACUCUGUUACUUCACUUGUGGGUUUAUUAACACGACACUGUGAGCUGGUAGCCAUGGAUUCAGAGAGAGAUCACAGAAUUUUCCAGAAACCUGGAAAGGAGACUUACUUUACCCCAAUCACGGCUGAGACAGAGAAGGCGCUGGACGAAGCAUUUUGCAAGGCAGUCGGGAGUGGACUUCGGCUUUCAUCGGUUUCUCUUCCCGUGUACGGUCGGAAGGUACUCGUGCCUGUUGCCUCAGAGAAUCGCGUGGCUCGAUUUUCUUUCAACGAACUCUGUAGAUCCCCGCUAGGUCCAGCAGAUUACAUUACCAUCUGUAAUCAUUUCCACACAAUAUUUGUGGAAGAUAUUCCCCAAAUGAAUAUUUACCAGAAGAACGAGGCUAGGCGCUUUCUAAGUUUUGUGGAUGCUGCAUAUGAGAGUAAAGUGAAGUUGUUUUGCACCGCGGCUAGCUCGCCCGAUAAUUUGUUUCAGUUGAUUCCAAGCGACGACUCACUUAACGAAGACAAGAUGCACAUUGAAAUGAUCGGGGAGUUGGCUUACGAUCUCGAGCUCACCCAACUCGAUUUGAGAUCUCUGGGGAUUUUGACCGGCGAUGAAGAAAUAUUUUCCUUCAAGCGCUGCAUUUCUCGACUCAAAGAAAUGCAAAGCGAGCUUUAUCAAAUGCAGAAGCACCGUCGCCAAGCCUUUUCGCCCUACUUGGGUUCGUUCGAGGAACGCAUUCAGUCGGAGAAUCGUCGUCGGGAACGCGAACACAAUCGGCGCUUGAAAAUGCUCGAGGCUACCGGCCAUGAAAGCAGUGAUGCUCCAAGCGAGUUGCCGCUGACGCCGCUCACUGCAGGUUCAUCAGACUGGGGCGACGAAGCAAGUUAUAUCUCUUGGAGUAAUGAUGUCAUGAGGAAGGAACUUCGUGAUAUGGAAAGGAAGAGAAGUGGAGAGUACUUAAAAAGGCACGAUGCACCGAAAUUUGGUGAAGAGCACUUCUGGGGAUUCGGUUGGUGGGAGAAACUUUUGGGAAGAAGAAAUAAGAAAGGCAAAGGCCAAGACGAACAUGAUAAUUUUAAAUAAUAUGAACGCCUUAUUCCGUAGUCCGUCGGUCUCGUCUAACUUUUUAGAGAAAUGUAAUUGAAAUCCCUUGUUGUGGACUUUCAUUUGCAAUCAAAUCUGUCCCCUCCAGAACUCUGCUUGAAUGGAAGCACCUUCCACUCUCUUAUCGAAAGUCAGCUCUGUACUAUAAAGCCGUAAGGAGGGCGUGUCUGUGGGAGGGGGUUAGGAAGGAAUGCUCAUACUCUCGGGUCGAAAGUCAGCUUUGUCCCAUAAAGCCCUAAGAAGGGUUCAAGAACAGGUGAAGACGUGAAACACGGGAAAUAUCUUUGCCUACGAACAGUCAGUCAUCUUGACGGUAGAUUGUUGGACAAGCGUGUCCAUCGACUGAUUACUACAAAUAGACCCUAUUCAAAAACUUCGUGAUGUUCAACAACGAAUUUUCGAGCAUUUCCCCUUAUGGUUCUCCUUUCAUGCACUCGCAAAAGCACAUAGCUUUCAUUAAAUCAAUUGGGUACGAAGAUGAUACUCUCUUGAAACUUUUUUCCUUUUGAAUUGUAUACAUUGCAUUUACCGAGUCGUUUUUAUAAAUCUUCUGGUCUGACAGCACAAUUAGUUGUUAUCUUUAAUUUAAUGUGAAGCAAGUUCUGCACUAGUUUCUUUUAAGACCCCAGCUUCCUAUUUUUUCGUAAGAUCGCAGCGAUGGAGCGCUUACUAGACUAUAACUGGUGGCCAUGUUGGUUUCAAAUGUAUCAAUAGGGCGGGAGUUGGAGUGUAUAGCGUAGGAUGGGGAGGCGGGAAAUCAAUACUUCAACUACAUUUACAUUUCGCAGGCUAACCAUGAAAAAAUAGUAUGAACCAAGGUGUAUUUAUUUUUGUAACUUGUAAGAUUUGCGUCUGCGUAGUUCACGAAUACGGGCAGAUUGGAACCCGGUAAUAAGUACUACCACCUUUUUAAGUCCUUUUAACCCAUUGCGCCUUGAGUAGCUCCUGGACAGUUAUCACUGUCCAAUGUAGUGAAGUGGUAUCCAGUUCAGCGCACAAAUAAAGAGGUACGCAGUUGAAAUCCUAAAAGGC